AUGGCUCAAUAUGUCACAAAUCCGGAGAUCACGAUGCAUGAUCCUGAACAGCUUCUAUCUGAAUCGGCCGAACUAUCUGAACCACCUGCGAAGCGCCUGCGGAUCACGCACAAAGCCUUUGAUACAACCUCGACACCAAUCACUUUGGGAAAUCUAGAGCAAAAUGGUCCUGGAUCCAAUACAUUCCUAUCUCAAGGUCCUCAUAUGGUUGCUGCAGAAGAGAGACUAUAUAAUGGCGUGAGUAGUAGUACUCCGAAUGAAUCGACCACCUCUACGGAUUUGACAUCUUCAUUUGAGCCGAAAAUGUCCACAUCGCCCGCGCCGAAUUCCCUCCGUUCUAUUCCUACACAAUCGUUUGUUUUCGGUCCGAAUGUACUCGAGAGUGGGCAAGUCGAUUUAUCCAAGUGCCGACCUCGAGGGUCUAUCCCAUCUAAAAUUCAUCCUUCUGUUUACGGCGAGCAAUGCGUUAGAGCGGCUUAUGCAUCCCGAUUGAACCCCUAUGCUCUUCACCGACAAGAACAAGAAUUCCUACAAGAUCAUCUCUGCCAUGUUCACGUCACGAUCUACCUCAACAUCCGAAAUGGGAUUUUGUUACUUUGGGGCAGAAAUCCGAUGGUCGCUGUCACCAGGGAGGAAGCACUCGGAUGUGCAAAAGAUUAUCGCUGGAUGAACCUGGCCUCAUUUGCUUACGACUGGCUGGCACGCAAUGGUUACAUCAAUCACGGUUGUGUGGAGGCCCCAAUGGCCCCAGUGAAGCCCAAACGCGGAAGACGAAAGGAAGGACCUACAAUUGUUGUAGUAGGUGCUGGAAUGGCAGGUCUAGGAUGUGCACGUCAAUUGGAGAGUCUUUUUCGCCAAUACCGUGAUUCCAACACCCUGCCCCGUGUUAUUCUCCUUGAGGGACGUCGAAGGGUUGGCGGUCGGAUCUAUUCACACCCUUUGAACAGCCUCAAGUCGGAAAGUUUGCCUGAUGGGCUUGUCCCAAAGGCAGAAAUGGGAGCUCAAAUUAUCGUUGGUUUUGAUCACGGAAACCCGCUGGACCAGAUCGUUCGUGGCCAGCUAGCGCUUCAUUAUCACAAAAUCCGGGACGUUUCGACGAUCUACGAUAUCGACGGAUCGCCCGUGAAUGAGAAUCAAGAUGCGAUGGCUGAAAAACUCUACAAUGAUAUACUCGAUCGAACCGGAUUUUAUCGUCACAAAGCAAAGAUUUUGCCAACUGCCGAGGGAAACCGCGAGAUGAUCGAUGCUGGCCGUGAAUCCGUAAUCGAUGAUGGGCUCACUGUGCGACAGUACGAAGAGGCAAGGGCGGCUGGUACAAUCGAUCUAUUGGUCCCAACCAAGCGAGUUCGACGAGGCAUCAAACACAAGACUGCAGAAAACGAGCCAUCCAUUGAUGUUGUGAGCGACCUCGCGGGAAACUCAGAUGAUGACCCGGCAGCUUUGACCUGCCAGGCUACUGGAUGGAAGCUCAACCCUGGUUACACAGUGAGCGACACAAUUGAAUUAGACCAGAUUGCCAAGGUUUCUCCGACGCAGACUCUUGGUGCAGUGAUGGACGAGGGCGUCAAACAAUACCAACGCAUGCUUCCGUUAACACCCAAGGAUAUGCGAUUGAUGAACUGGCAUUUCGCCAAUCUCGAGUACUCCAAUGCAACCAAUGUGAACAAACUCAGCUUAUCGGGAUGGGACCAAGAUAUCGGUAAUGAGUUCGAGGGCGAGCAUUCUCAAGUGAUUGGAGGUUAUCAGCAACUACCAUAUGGGCUGUACAACCUGCCAGAAAAGCUCGAUGUUCGCACCCGGAAAAUUGUCACUGGUAUCUCUUACGAUAUCACUGGAACCAACAAGAAUAAAAAAGCAGUGGUGAAGUGCGAGGACGGGGAAACAUUCACGGCCGACCAUGUCGUAUUCACAGGCUCUCUUGGAGUCUUGAAACAACAGAAAAUCAACUUCGAGCCUCCUCUUCCCGACUGGAAACGGGGUGCAAUCGAGAGACUGGGCUUCGGAGUCAUGAACAAGGUUGUCUUGGUCUUUGAACGGCCAUUCUGGGAUACAAAGCGGGACAUGUUCGGCCUUCUUCGAGAACCGACGGACCCUGCCACCAUGGUGCAGGAACACUAUGCUGCAAACAGGGGCCGUUUCUAUCUUUUCUGGAAUGUCAUGAAGACCACUGGAUUGCCAUGCUUGAUUGCUCUCAUGCCCGGCGAUGCAGCCCACCAGGCUGAAUCUACACCAGAUGAAGAGAUCAUCCAAGAGGUAACUGGCCAGCUUCGCAAUGUGUUCAAACACACCACAGUCCCCGAUCCUCUUGAAACCAUCAUCACUCGAUGGGGUCAAGACCCCUUCACAUACGGCAGCUACUCCUACGUGGCUGCGGCAGCCUUGCCAGGCGAUUACGAUCUUAUGGCCCAACCAAUCGGCAACCUUCACUUUGCCGGCGAAGCCACCUGUGGUACGCACCCAGCAACCGUCCACGGAGCCUACCUGUCCGGCCUACGGGCAGCAUCAGAGAUCAUAGAGCCCAUAGCCGGACCCAUCGUCAUGCCUCACCCCUUGGUCCCAGAAAAAUCAAAAGUGGCUCGAAGCAAAUCCUCCACGCCAACCGGCCAAACCAAGAUCAAACCGCGAGUCUCCUCAUCCGCCACCCCCGAAACUCCAAAUAGCCAAUCAAAACUCCCAACCUCCACCUCCCGAAAACCAGUAUCAUCCGAACAAACCCGUCGCGAUGCUUACGACCAGGCCCUCUGGACAACAAUCUACGCCGAAUUAGGCCCAGCCCCAAUACGCCCCACAAAAUCGGGCCUCAACCCUUUCCUCUUCUACCAAAAAGACUACUGGACCCAAUGCCGCGAGCAUUGCGACGAACUCCGCCGCAAAUCAUCAAAUAAUCCCAAGGCAAAGGCUCCACGGGACGAAAUCCGCGCCGCACUCGGCCAGAUGUGGCGCUCUGCCACGCCCGCCGAGAAACAGCCGUAUCUUGACCAGACGGAAGAGAAUCGCCGCUCAAAUGCCGAGGCUUGGGAUAAGUGGAAAGUUGACGUUGCUGAGUGGGAGGCCGCCACUUUCCUCGUUAAGGACCGCUGGUGUGCGGAGAAUCCCUUCGAGAGCUGGGUCAUGCCGGAUUACCUUGCUGAAGGCACUGUGCAGCCUGUGCCGGUGCUUGGUACGGCUUUUGCGGCUGUGCCUGGUUUGAAGACUGAGAAAUGA
Messenger RNA from Penicillium soppii, 3204 nucleotides. It is a transcript of the gene aof2, whose product is annotated as putative lysine-specific histone demethylase Aof2. The record is from RefSeq and is a predicted model, not a curated record. The transcript has a single exon. Lineage: Eukaryota; Fungi; Ascomycota; Eurotiomycetes; Eurotiales; Aspergillaceae. Gene Ontology annotation, molecular function: protein binding; oxidoreductase activity. Bases 1 to 3204 code for a protein of 1067 amino acids.